UCGCGUUUGACGUUUGUCUGCCUUUUCUUCAUCACAUUUUCAUGGCAAUGAAGAGUCGUGAAAAUUUUGAUUUCAGUUUCUUUUACUGCUAGUAUUUCAUAAAACUCUUCAAACAAUUAGUGAAAUUGUGCAGAAAGGUGCUUUGUCGUGAAGGUAGCUGAAUAAACGAAUAAACUUCAAUAAUGUUAAGCCUGCAUAGAUUCUACCGGAACGUUGGACUUUGUGUAUUCAAACGGAAUUUCAGUGCUCCAGUGGCACCAUUUGCAUCGCGUGUCACUCCGGAAGAUGGGAAGGCUCAGGAAACUCAGGUGACCGAAAAUGCAAAUGCUGAUCGGGGAAAACAGAUUGCGAGGACAAAUGCAUCGCAAGCUGCCAAAAAUCCCAUAGUUGCAGCUGCUUUUGCUUCGUUGCUACAAGAAGACCGGCAUCAAGGUGAUUCAACGAAUGCGACGACUGUACCUAGUGAAAUUGAUGAAAAAAUAAUUAUGGCCAACACAGUGAACGAUCUAUUGAAAAUUCCAGGCCAGUCGAAAAUAUCGCGAAAACAAGCAUUGAAGAUUGUGUCUAUAUUGGCUGAGUGGAGUUCUAUACAAAAGGUAAUCUUAUCGGACUUUGAAAAUGACAACCGUUUUAUACAGUUGUGCAAUGUGCUAGGUAGAACAAACAACCGAAAUAAUGCUUCUAAGUUGCAAAAUCGACAGGCGUUGGCCAGUUCGUUACAAGUUGAAGAUCUACAAACCGUUUUGGGAGUGACUGCGAAUGAUGAGGCAGCGAAACUGAUAGCAGGACUUACAAUGCCUCAAAUGAUUAAGGUGAUGUCUUCAUUAGCACAGAAAAAGAAACGCAGCACUCCCCUCUUACGAUCACUGGCCUUCAAUAUAAGUAGCAAUACAAAUAAACUCAAUCUGAAGGAGUGCGGCGAUCUGUUGUACGCCAUGGCUAGUUUAAACUUCCGUGAUCCUGUUCUUACUGCGCGAAUUUGCGUUGACGUGGAAUCCGAACUAGCCAGCAACAAAGACAAACCGGCCGCUAUUGGAUCGAUCCUAACUAGUCUGAGUCUGUUGAGAUAUCGAGAUACUACGAUAUUGGAUCUACUUUCCGAUUGGAUGGUUGUCAACAGGGAAGUGUGCAAAUCUUCUCAAAUCAGUUCAUUGCUGUUGUCACUGGCUACCUUGAACUACGAACCAACGAACAUGGACGCUAUUAAAACGAACCUAAUCAACAGUCUUCAAGAAAGCGACUUUAUCAAACCCAAUGAUUGGUUGAAUACGGUUUGGUCUCUAGCUGCACUAAAUUGCGUUACUCCUCAGCAUAUAGCAUCGGUGCUGAAUCCCACCUUCAUAGGAACCCUAGAAAACGACCGGACUGGCGAGCUAUCACCCGCAACAAAAAUGAAAUUGCUGAAUUUGAAUGCCUGUGCUAAGCUUGAACUUGAGUCCAAAAGCUCAAGCGGUGUGAGUGGAGUGAACUUGCAAGAUCCAAAGUAUUUUGUUCCUAUCGAUGCCUCCAAGGAAAAGCGGAUACUUAUUGCGGGCAUGCUAGACGCGCUCAAAAGCUUACUUCCGUCGGAGAAUCACGUUCGGAUUAAUCAACGGACGUCGAUGGGCUUUGCGAUUGAUGCCGAGUGUGUGCUGGAUUCCAAAUGUUUACCGUUAGCCGUUGACAAAGAACACCCCGGAGCGAAGAGGAUUGCAUUGCUUGUUCAUGACUACCACGACAUGUGUCAAGGGCCUAACCCAUCCCUGAAUGGCGUGCAUGCGCUGGCAUGUCGCUUGUUGGAAAAAAGUGGUUACUCCGUACUAUCUAUCCCCUACAGUGAGUUCAACACGAGUGAUAAGCUACUCAAACGAGUUGAAUAUCUGCAAAGAAUGUUCAAAACUAUUGUUAGUGAAAAACCUUAAUUGUACACAACCGGUUAUAAAUUGAUUCCCCAAAAUAUGUAUAGAAAUCCGGCCGUAGACUAUUUAAUAAAUAACAUCCUCACAAA
Molecule: messenger RNA, 1987 nt
Organism: Aedes aegypti (yellow fever mosquito)
Lineage: Eukaryota; Metazoa; Arthropoda; Insecta; Diptera; Culicidae
Product: protein TBRG4
Exons: 6
Coding region: 183-1901 (572 amino acids)
Biological process (GO): mitochondrial RNA processing; regulation of mitochondrial mRNA stability
Cellular component (GO): ribonucleoprotein granule; mitochondrial matrix
Molecular function (GO): RNA binding
Source: RefSeq, a predicted model, not a curated record